This is a messenger RNA of Tachyglossus aculeatus (Australian echidna), 6011 nucleotides long. RefSeq names its product SIK family kinase 3 (gene SIK3). Lineage: Eukaryota; Metazoa; Chordata; Mammalia; Monotremata; Tachyglossidae. The record is from RefSeq and is a predicted model, not a curated record. Gene Ontology annotation, cellular component: cytoplasm. Gene Ontology annotation, biological process: microtubule cytoskeleton organization; protein phosphorylation; intracellular signal transduction. Gene Ontology annotation, molecular function: protein serine/threonine kinase activity; ATP binding; tau-protein kinase activity.
CCGGCCCGGCCCCCCGCGGGCCCCUGCCCGCCCGCAUCGGCUACUACGAGAUCGACCGCACCAUCGGCAAGGGAAACUUCGCCGUCGUCAAGCGCGCCACGCACCUCGUCACCAAGGCCAAGGUUGCUAUAAAGAUUAUAGACAAGACCCAGCUGGACGAGGAAAACCUGAAGAAGAUAUUUCGAGAAGUUCAGAUCAUGAAGAUGCUCUGCCACCCACACAUCAUUCGGCUCCACCAGGUCAUGGAGACGGAGCGGAUGAUUUAUCUGGUGACCGAGUACGCGAGCGGAGGGGAAAUAUUUGAUCACCUGGUGGCCCACGGCCGGAUGGCCGAGAAGGAGGCGCGCAGGAAGUUCAAACAGAUCGUGGCCGCCGUCCACUUCUGCCACUGUCGGAACAUCGUCCACCGGGACCUGAAGGCGGAGAAUCUGCUUCUGGACGCCAACCUGAACAUCAAAAUAGCAGAUUUCGGGUUCAGCAACAUCUUCACGCCGGGACAGCUCCUGAAGACCUGGUGUGGGAGUCCACCGUAUGCGGCCCCGGAGCUGUUUGAAGGGAAGGAAUAUGACGGGCCCAAGGUGGACAUCUGGAGCCUGGGUGUGGUCCUGUAUGUGCUGGUGUGCGGGGCGCUGCCAUUUGACGGCAGCACGCUACAGAACCUGCGGGCCCGCGUGCUUAGUGGCAAGUUCCGGAUCCCGUUCUUCAUGUCCACAGAGUGUGAGCACUUGAUCCGCCACAUGCUGGUCCUGGAUCCCAGCAAGCGCCUGUCACUGGAGCAGAUCAGCAAACACAAGUGGAUGAAGCUCGGGGAGCCCGAUCCCAAUUUCGACAGGCUCAUCGCCGAGUGUCAGCACCUGAAGGUGGGGAGACAGCUGGAGCCCCCGAAUGAUGAUGUGCUCUUGGCCAUGGCGGAGAUGGGACUGGACAAGGAGCGGACGUUACAGUCCCUGAGGGCAGACGCCUAUGACCACUACAGUGCAAUCUACAGCCUCCUGUGCGACCGCCUCAAGAGACACAAGAACCUGCGUGUCGGAGGUGCCCCCGGCACGCCCAGGACCAUCGCCUUCCCUGCGUCCACCAACAUCCAGACGGAGCCGACGGGCAACACCGUGAGCCUCAGCGUUCCCCAGGUGCAGCUCAUCAACCCCGAGAACCAGAUCGUAGAGACUGACGGGACAAUGAAUCUGGACAGUGACGAAGGGGAGGAACCGUCCCCAGAAGCCCUAGUCCGAUACCUGUCCAUGAGGAGACACACCGUGGGCGUGGCCGACCCCCGCACGGAGGUGAUGGAAGACCUGCAUAAAGUCCUGCCCGGCUUCCCGCGGAUCGCCCCGCAGGCCCCGUUCCUCCAGGUGACACCCAACAUGAACGUCCUGCACAGCCUGCUGCCCGCCCAGAACCUGCAGCCCGCCAGCCAGCUGGAAUACAAGGAGCAGACCCUCCUGCAGCCUCCCACCCUGCAGCUGCUGAACGGGAUGGGCCCCCUCGGACGGCGGGCCUCGGACGGCGGAGCCAACAUCCAGCUGCAUGCCCAGCAGCUGCUCAAGCGUCCCCGGGGGCCAUCCCCCCUCGUCACCAUGACACCAGCAGUGCCCGCUGUGACCCCUGUGGAUGAGGAGAGCUCCGACGGGGAACCGGAUCAGGAAGCCGUGCAGAGGUACUUGGCAAAUAGGUCCAAAAGGCACACACUGGCCAUGACCAACCCGGCCACAGAGAUUCCUCCGGACCUGCAGUGGCAGCUCGGACAGCAGCCCUACCGUUCCCGCGUCUGGCCUCCCCACCUGGUCCCCGAUCAGCACCGCUCCAUCUACAAGGACUCCAACACCCUGCAUCUCCCCGCUGAGCGCUUCUCCCCCGUGCGCCGCUUCUCUGACGGGGCCGCCAGCAUCCAGGCCUUCAAAGCUCACCUGGAGAAGAUGGCCACCAACAGCAGCAUCAAGCAGCUGCAGCAGGAAUGUGAGCAGCUGCAGAAGAUAUACGGGUGCCAGAUUGACGAACGGGUCUUGGAGAAGACGCAGCAGCAGCACAUGCUGUACCAGCAGGAGCAGCAUCACCAGAUCCUCCAGCAACAGAUCCAGGAUUGUAUCUGCCCUCCUCAGCCUUCUCCACCACUCCAGUCUGCCUGCGAGAACCAGCCGGCCCUCCUCACCCACCAGCUCCAGAGGUUACGGAUUCAGCCCUCCAGCCCCCCGCCCAGUCACCCCAGUAACCACCUCUUCAGGCAGCCCAGCGACAGCCCUCCUCCGGUCAGCAGCGCCCUGCUGCAGUCCCAUGGUGCCGCCACCCCAUCCUCCCAGUUCCAGGGCCUGCCUUCUCGCAGUGCCAUCUUCCAGCAGGCCGGAAGCUGCUCCCCUCCCCCCAGCCUGGCGCUGAGCUGCGUGGCCCAGCAGGUGACCAUCCAGGUCCAGGAGCCAGCCGACAUGCUCGGCGGCCUGCCGGGGGCGGCGGGGGGGCGGCCUGCCGGGGGCGGCGGUGGCGGCCGGGGCACCGCCCCCAGCCCCUGUGCCAGCCAGAUCCAGAUGCAGCAGCGCGCCAGCCUAGUGGCCUCGCUGCAGUAUGGGCACCGCCCGCUGUCCAAGCAGCUGAGCGCCGACAGCGCCGAGGCCCACAGCCUGAGCGGGAGCCGCUUCCCCCCUGCCAACUAUGACCAAGCGCACCUCCACCCCCACCUGUUCCCGGACCCGGCCCGGAGCUCACCCGGCGGCUACGGCCCGGCGGCCGGCGUGGCGUUUCCGCCCGUCCCGGCCCUCGACCAGUUCCCGCCCUUCCCCGCCGGCACCCAGCAAACGUCGCCGUCGCAGCCGCCGCCCCCGCCGCACCACCAUCGCCACCACCACCACCACCACCACUACCCGGCUUCCGCCCUGCAGCAGGCCCUCCUGUCCCCGACGCCGCCCGACUACUCCAGACACCAGCACGUGCCCCACAUCCUCCAAGGACUUCUCUCCCCCCGGCACUCGCUCACGGGCCACUCGGACGCCCGGCUGCCCCCCGCCGAGUUCGCACAGCUCAUGAAGCGGCAGCAGCAGCGGCAGCAGCAGCAGCAGCAGCAGCAGGAGCUGAUGAGGCACAUGAGCCAGGGGGAUGCUGGGAACCUGAGCCCGAGCCUCGGCGGGCAGAGUUUGGCCGAGCGCCAGGGAUUGUCUUUGCCUUAUCAGAAUGCGGACUACUCCCCAGCACACGCCCACGGCCAGGCCGCCAGCCCCCAGCACCUCCUGCAGAUCCGAGCCGCAGACUGCCUCCCCCCGGGCCCCUCGCCCUGUCCCAGCCCAGGGUUCGGGCGCCAGGCGCCGCUGAUGACCUCAGAAAGCAUGGAGGACUGCUCGUGCGAAGGGGUCGGAGGCAGCUUCCCGGACAGAAAGGACGCCGGCCCCACGGCCAAGGGCUGCCCCGACCGGCCCCUGCUCUUGAGCACGGGCCGGCCGGCGGGCGUCGAGUCUCUGUUGGGGCCCGGGGGUGCGGCGCAAGACCCGGGGCCGCGUCACUUCCACCAGCAGCCCGCCAUUGCGUUUGGGAGGAGUAAGGUGCCCAGCAGAGAGUCCGUCGUGGGGAACUGCUUGGACAGAAACCCGCCCAGCCCAGCGAUGGAGCUGCCUGAUGUCAACGGGUCAGGGUACCCGACGCGCCCAGCCGCCAGCCACCACCACAGGCCGCGAACCCUCCAGAGACACCACACCAUCCAAAGCGGUGGCGAUGCCUACGUGCAGCUGGACGCCGUCCCCGGGAUGAGCCUGAUGGCCGGGAAGGUCUUGAGCUCGGCACGGAUGGCCGACGCCAUGUUCGGUCCGGGGUCGCUCAUGGGCAGCCAGCAGCACCGUGAGGGCGAGGACUGUGGGGAGAGUGUGGAAGGUCAAGAGGCCUCGGAGCCAGCCGGCAGUAACAGCGGCAACCAGCAUUUAAACUCCUCUUGUUGUCAAUCUACAUGUGUUCCAGACAUCCUGCUGGGCUACAAGCAUCCCGAGGUGUCCUUCAGCAUGGAGCCGGCCGGGGUGUAACGGGAAACUGGGGCGUGUCCUCCUGGGGAUGGAAAGACCCGUUUCAAACCAACAGAGUCGAGCAGCAGCAGCACGCCAAAUCACCAUUGCAUCCCUCUCCCAACCCCCCUGACGGCACCCCCCGCCCCCCCGGGGUGGGCUCUGUCCCAACCAGCUCAUGGCCCAGGAAAUAAACCGGAAACCCGAGGCUUCCCGCGAAAGCAAACCCCAGUUUGGCUUUUUCUCUCGGAGGCCGCGUCUCUGGCCCGGGUGACCCAAGAAGCGAGGGGGUUCCCGGACGCCGGGGCCCUCGGAGCAGGAGGUACCCCGGGGGAGGGGGCCAGACCUCAUAGCGGCUAAGAAGCCAGGCAUCUGGUAACCCCGAGCCCGCUCCCACCCAGUGCCAGGAAGCCAGUCCUCCAGCUAGGCCUGCGGGGAGGAGCUCUGGUGGGGCUGGGCUGCCUCGGAAUGGCGGGAGGGGACCCAACCUCCCCUCCACCCACAACACCGGUCCCCAACCCCACCUCCGCUUGGCUUUGCUUCCCUCCAUCCCCUCCAGGGUCCGCGAAGCAGUCCACCCCCGACCCUCCCCAUGGCUCCUCCCAAUGGACGAUGGGAACACGGAUAUACCGAUGGUGCAGUAUGAAUUCUGGGUCUCCCCCUUCCCGUCCCUCCCGUAGCGUGCUAAAUGAUUGCUCCUUCUCAGGCUCGGCCUUUUCCUUUCCGACCGCCCCCAGCAGCCUCCCCUCCCCAGCCGGAGCUGGAAGGCUCUCUGGCCCGAGCGCCUCCUCUCCAUCUCCCCACCUCCCCAUCCCGGUUUCCUUCCCGAUCAUGUAGGAAUUGUUUGGGGGAACUGAUGUUGUUGUUGUUGAUGUCGUCGUCGUUGUUGUUGUUAUUAUUAUUAUUAUUAUUAUUAUUAUUGUAUUAUUAUUAAUAAAGAAAAAAGGAUUUUUCUGUUUUACGAAGAGGAACGUUUAACCAGAUCCUCCUCUGUUUGGAUUGUGAACUUGCACCUUUGGUUCAAAGUGUUUUAUUUCUUUUGGACGACCUUGUAACCGUGAGGCCCCGCCCCGGGCUGUGCCAGCUGUGACCAUGUCCUGUCCCGGUCCUAAGCCAGCGGAGCACGGACAGCUGCUGUUAUUAGCGUCGCUUCCCUCUCCAUUUCUUCCCCGUUUGAAACCAAAGUCUUCUCCAUGCUGGGUCCAGGGGGCCGGGGGGCCGGGGGCAUCGCCUUUUGGACUUGGAAAAGCAAGAAGCAGCCUUUCCCACCCUCCGGUUGUGAGGAGAGGGGAGGCCCCCCCCCCCAACUCCCCGCCCUGAGACCCAGCCCUGAAUUUGCACAGAAGAAAGUGUGAGACCAGGACACUGCCCCUCCCCGACCCACCCUCCACCAGAAAAAAAAAUCCGCGCCUUCAGUCGGGGAAAAACCAACCACCAGGCCUUGGUGGGAGACCUCCCAGGAGUCGGGGUGGGAGUAUCUCCAGCAUCCGGACUCCCGGCUUCAUUCCCAAGAUCUGGCCCCUCGCCCUGCCCUCCCCUUCCUCCACUGCCCUCUGCCCACCCCAGGGAGGCAACAGGCAAACUCUGGAAGCCUCCGUGAGCUUUUCCACGACACCCCCUUCCCACCCUCCCCAGAAUUCCCACGCACACACUUUGUUUACAUGAUGCCGUAUUGAUGGGAGACCGGACCGCCCCCCUCCAGGACCCCCGGACGGACACCAGGGAGUCUAGACUGUGCCAUCCUGCGUCCCGCGCUGUUUAUCAUGGCUUUGUAUUGUAGUAACCGAUCCCCGCAGUAUAUGUUGGAUGUAUAUUCAGCUACUCGGCUAUUAUUUCUGGUCUUUGGAAAUGUCAGACGUAUCUUUUCCUUUCUCAUCGAUGUUGGACUAAGAAAGGCGGAAAAAAGGACAGAGAAAGAAAGGCACCAGCAGACGCCCUGCGGAGAUCUCUCGUCUGUAUUUUUCCCUGGGGCGCUUCCAGCCAGUCACUGAGUUAGCGGUGGGGUCAGAAGAAAUAAAGACCUGUGACUGACUACGA